This is a messenger RNA of Cercocebus atys (sooty mangabey), 5517 nucleotides long. It is a transcript of the gene AASDH, whose product is annotated as aminoadipate-semialdehyde dehydrogenase. The transcript is spliced from 16 exons. Gene Ontology annotation, biological process: amino acid activation for nonribosomal peptide biosynthetic process. Bases 2110 to 5406 code for a protein of 1098 amino acids. Gene Ontology annotation, molecular function: protein binding. NCBI's taxonomy places the organism in Eukaryota, Metazoa, Chordata, Mammalia, Primates, Cercopithecidae. The record is from RefSeq and is a predicted model, not a curated record.
UUAAUAGCCAAGAAAGAAGGGAGAAGAAAGGAAGAAGCUCCCUUCUACAGAGAAAGAGGGAGGGGGGGCUCCAAAGCCGAGAGUGGAGACCCUGCGGGAUGCGGACCUGAAGGCUUUUUUUAAUUGUUCAGUAGUAAAACGGGGUCUCUGUAAUGGAAGACACCAGGCACCUAAAAUAAGAGAAUUAAAUGAAAAUUGUACUAAAUUCUGAGACAUACCCCAGCCUCCAUACCCCUCCUCUCCCACUUGAUUUUCAACAAACGUCCUAUGGGCUCAAGAUCUUCCAAUCAACGUUUAAAUAUCCCCCCACUUACAUAUGAGCAGAUAAGGACCACUAGACAUCCUAGGAAAGCCUCUUAUUAUGAAAGAGCACAAAACCAACAGGAGAAAGAAAAAGGAAACUUGAGGGAAACAUACUGCAAGGGAAGAAAAACUUAAAAAGAUUAUUAAUAUCAAAGAGUUGGAAGAUGAUACUGGAAUAAUAAAACAUCAUUUUGGCAGCAAUUUAGAGUCAAUCAAAGGCAAACAAAACUGAAAACGUUUUAGGAAAAAGCUGACCAAGAACACCUGAACUAAAGUAGCAGUAAUGGCGAUGAACAUCUAAAAAACGCAGGCUCUAGGCCCCUCCUAGAAAACUAGGGGAUGAACCUCUGGGGAUGGAGUCCAGGAAUUUGGAAAUCUUCUAAAAUAUCACCCCUUGCAAUUCUGAUGUAGCCAGCCGGGUGCUGGUCUUAAGACUGAGAACUAGAGGACACAGGGUCUAAUCGGAUGUAAGAGGGUAAGUGGGAAGGUUAACUGGCUGGCUGGGUGGAUGAUGGUGUCAUCCCAACAUAGAAAUAUAGACAAGAUACACUUUUGCCCACUUCCAACCUAAAUACAUAAAUAAGGCUGUGUCAGUUUGAGUAGCCCAUGGGACAUCUUGGAAAAGUAUAGCUAGCGUGUGGAGAUAUUUUUUGCUUAGAUUCGUACCACAGUUUCCUUGUCACCAACAACUACGGCUGCGAGAGCGUCCUUUUUUUUUCACGUACUGUUUUGAUGCAGAGCUGAAUUCGCAAUCCCUCCCACGGCUAAAACCCCCCAAACAAAAAAAUCCCGAUUACUCUGCCACCAGACAGUAGCUUUAAAACACCACUGUUACUACCCUUGACGCUUACUGUGAUAAUUGACAUAUCUCCAACUGUAACAAUUACCUUGGAAACAGAAACUUGUAUUCAGGCAUAUAGUUUACAAAACUCCACCACGGACCUGCUUUAAUUUCUUUACAGGUCCUAAUAAAUGCUCCUGUCAAAUUCCUUAUCGUUUCAAUCUGCUUCCCAAUUAAAAGGUAAGCAUCAUGAUGACAGGAACGUCGUUUGCAGGCGUCACUGCUGCAGCCAUAUCUCCAGCACGUUUGCAGAAAAUGUCAUUGGUUGAAGGCCAAUAACUCUCCUAUUUCACAAUGAUUUCAUUUCUCUUCACAUCAACCCUAGGUGAUGUUUUUAUUCUCACCUUAUGAACGAGAAUACUGCAGCUCAAAAUUCAAGUCUUGCCCAGAGUUUCUUGGCAAGUACGAAAGGGUUAUGGCUACAAACUGGUCAGCUCCAAAGUCCUUGCAAACCCUGUCCGAGACCAUGCGCGACCCCAAGGAGCGCCUGAGCAGAUAACCAAAAGUGAAAAAGCCUACAGAACUCUUCUCUCAAGUUGGCGCUUCGGCUUCAGGAGAGGCCGGGUCAGCUCGACACAGCCUCCCUGGGGUCGCUCGCACUGACGUCACAUGGCGACGCGGAAGAUUUGCGUGUGGGGCCUCGCUCUGGGAUAGCUUUACGGCUUCUGGGAGCUGCAGCUUCGCGGUGAGAAGUAUCCGCGAGGAGCCGUCCGGGAAAGGUCCGAAUGCGAACAAACCUAAUCCGCGAGACUUGCUGAUCUCAAACAUUUGGGCAUUAUUAAGUAUUCUCUACUGCAGAGAAUGUUAUUUGUGAUUCAUGAAUGAAAAUGAAAACCUGAAACAACAAGAAUGGAUUUUACCUUAAAUCUCUGUAGCAACUUUUGGGAAAAUGGAAGGAAACAUCUUAAUUAUCGUAUAGAUGUGGUUCUCUGCUACAAAUUGAUGUUUAGAUAAACUUCAGUGAAAUGACUCUUCAGGAAUUGGUGCGUAAGGCUGCCUCCUGUUAUAUGGACAAAGUAGCUGUAUGUUUUGAUGAAUGCAACAACCAGCUUCCAGUUUACUACACCUACAAGACUGUGGUUAAUGCUGCUUCUGAAUUAUCAAAUUUUCUGCUGUUACACUGUGACUUUCAAGGAAUUCGGGAAAUUGGUCUCUACUGCCAACCUGGAAUAGACUUACCCUCUUGGAUUUUAGGAAUUCUCCAAGUCCCAGCUGCUUAUGUACCUAUCGAUACAGAUUCACCACCAUCAUUAUCAACUCAUUUUAUGAAAAAAUGUAAUCUAAAGUAUAUCCUUGUUGAAAAAAAACAAAUUAAUAAAUUUAAAUCUUUUCAUGAAACGUUAUUGAGCCACGAUACAUUUACAGUAGAACAUAAUGACCUAGUGCUCUUCAGACUUCACUGGAAAAAUACUGAGGUGAACUUGAUGCUAAGUGAUGGAAAAGAGAAAUAUGAAAAAGAAAAAAUAAAAAUCAGCGUAAGUUCUGAGCAUGUCAAUGAAGAAAAAGCAGAACACGUGGAUCUGAGGCUAAAGCAUUGCUUAGCGUAUGUACUACAUACAUCAGGGACUACAGGGAUACCGAAGAUUGUCAGAGUGCCUCAUGAGUGUAUAGUACCAAAUAUCCAGCAUUUUCAGGUACUUUUUGACAUCACACAAGAAGAUGUUUUGUUUCUGGCUUCACCUCUGACCUUUGAUCCUUCUGUUGUGGAAAUAUUUCUUGCUCUAUCAAGUGGUGCCUCUCUGCUUAUUAUACCAACUUCCAUCAAGUUGCUCCCAUCAAAAUUAGCCAGUGUUCUCUUUUCCCAUCAUAGAGUGACUGUUUUGCAGGCAACACCAACAUUGCUUAGAAGAUUUGGAUCUAAGCUUAUCAAGUCAAAUGUUUUGUCAGCCACUACUUCUCUUCGAGUAUUAGCCCUUGGUGGUGAAGCGUUUCCAUCAUUGACAGUUCUCAGAAGCUGGAGAGGAGAAGGCAAUAAAACACAAAUAUUUAAUGUUUAUGGUAUCACAGAGGUAUCAAGUUGGGCAACCAUUUAUAGGAUUCCAGAGAAGAUUCUUAACUCUACUUUAAAAUGUGAAUUGCCUGUACAACUGGGAUUUCCACUUCUUGGAACAGUAGUUGAAGUCAGAGAUACUAAUGGCUUCACAAUUCAGGAAGGCAGUGGCCAAGUAUUUUUAGGUGGCAGAAACAGAGUGUGUUUUCUUGAUGAUGAAGUGACAGUACCACUUGGCACAAUGCGAGCUACAGGAGACUUUGUGACUGUGAAAGAUGGAGAGAUUUUUUUUUUGGGACGAAAAGACAGUCAGAUCAAACGUCAUGGCAAACGUCUUAACAUUGAACUUGUGCAACAGGUUGCUGAAGAGCUUCAGCAAGUGGAGUCUUGUGCAGUUACAUGGUAUAAUCAGGAAAAAUUAAUUCUCUUCAUGGUGUCUAAAGAUGCUUCAGUAAAAGAAUACAUCUUUAAAGAACUGCACAAAUAUCUUCCAAGUCAUGCAAUCCCGGAUGAGCUUGUAUUGAUUGAUUCUCUACCAUUUACAUCCCACGGCAAAAUUGAUGUUUCUGAGUUAAACAAGAUAUAUUUAAACUACAUAAACUUGAAGUCUGAGAAUAAACUCAGUGGGAAAGAGGACCUUUGGGAAAAAUUACAGUAUUUGUGGAAGUCUACUCUGAAUCUCUCAGAAGAUCUUUUGAAGGUUCCUGAUGAGUCACUGUUCUUAAAUAGUGGUGGAGAUUCCUUAAAGUCCAUCCGGCUCCUCAGUGAAAUUGAAAAACUUGUUGGUACAUCAGUGCCUGGGCUUCUGGAAAUUAUUCUCAGCAGUUCCAUUUUAGAGAUUUACAACCACAUUCUUCAAACAGUGUUUCCAGAUGAAGAUGUGACAUUCAGGAAGAGUUGUGCCACAAAAAGGAAACUCAGCGACAUUAAUCAAGAGGAACAUAGUGGAACAUCUUUACAUCAGAAAGCUAUCAUGACUUUAAGUUGCCACAAUGAGAUUAAUGCUUUUGUUGCACUGAGCAGAGGGAGUCAAAUUUUGUCUCUGUAUACCACUAGGUUUUCAACAAAGUUAGGACAUUGCUCUUCAGCCUAUCCUUCUGAUUCAGUUUCACAGACCAACAUUCAAAAUGUGAAAGACUUAAAUUCUCCAGUUCUUAUUGGAAAGUCAAAAGAUCCAUCCUGUGUUGUGAAAGUUUCUGAAGAGGGGAAACCUGCGAUAGGGACUCAGAAAAUGGAGUUACAUGUGAGGUGGAGGUCAGACACAGGCAAGUGCGUAGAUGCUUCACCGCUGGUUGUAAUACCCGCUUUCGAUAAGUCAUCUACAACUGUGUACAUUGGUUCCCAUUCUCAUAGAAUGAAGGCAGUUGACUUUUACUCUGGGAAGGUGAAAUGGGAACAACUUUUGGGAGAUCGAAUUGAAUCCUCAGCAUGUGUAUCUAAGUGUGGAAACUUUAUUGUGGUGGGCUGUUAUAAUGGAUUAGUUUAUGUUCUGAAAAGUAAUAGUGGAGAAAAAUACUGGAUGUUUACUACUGGAGAUGCUGUCAAAAGCUCAGCAACCAUGGAUCCAACCACAGGACUCAUUUACAUUGGAUCUCAUGACCAGCAUGCAUAUGCUUUAGAUAUUUAUAGAAAGAAGUGUGUUUGGAAGUCAAAAUGUGGAGGAACUGUCUUUUCCUCUCCGUGUUUGAACCCGAUUCCACAUCAUUUGUAUUUUGCUACAUUGGGAGGACUUUUACUGGCUGUAAAUCCUGCUACUGGGAACAUUAUUUGGAAACAUUCCUGUGGAAAACCACUCUUCUCUUCCCCACGAUGUUGCUCACAGUAUGUUUGUAUUGGCUGUGUAGAUGGGAAUUUGCUCUGCUUUACUCACUUUGGAGAACAGGUUUGGCAGUUCUGUACCAGUGGACCAAUCUUUUCAUCCCCGUGUACCUCAUCAUCAGAGCAAAAAAUAUUUUUUGGUUCCCAUGAUUGCUUUGUCUACUGUUGUAACAUGAAAGGUCACCUGCAGUGGAAAUUUGAAACUACUUCAAGGGUCUAUGCAACACCGUUUGCUUUCCAUAACUGCAACGGCAGCAAUGAAAUGUUGCUGGCAGCAGCAUCUACUGAUGGGAAACUGUGGAUCUUGGAAUCUCAGAGUGGACAAUUGCAAAGUGUUUAUGAACUUCCUGGAGAAGUCUUCUCUUCUCCUGUGGUCCUGGAAUCAAUGCUCAUUAUUGGGUGUAGAGAUAAUUAUGUUUAUUGUCUUGAUUUAUUAGGUGGCAAUAAAAAAUAAUCAAAUACAGUCCUUAUUUACAUAACAAAUGUGAGAUGUUUGAAAAUAUUUUACCAUUAUAGAGCAUUUGGAUAGUCUUAUUUAAAGAUUAUAUUUUGGCUAAGAAACGGA